UUAGCUUAAUUCGUAAAACCAACCAAUUCCCCCCGGGCCGCGUUGGAAAAAAAAAAAAAGGAUAAACAGUAAAAGAAAGGUCAAAAGAAGCGAAGGGGAGGGAUGAGAGUUUGGCGUGCGCAUACUUCCAUGGGUCCUCUCAGUUUAACCCCAUACCCAUUGCCAAAGGCAGCAGCGGCUACUUAUUGCUGUUGUUUCCAUUAUGGUUUUCCAAUAAAAUCCAAUAAUAGGAGAAAAGUUCCUUGUGCUAUUUCGAUUCGAUGCUGUGCGUCGGCAUCUGCAUCCAAAUUCAACAACAAGAAUAAAACCUGCCAAGCUGAGCCUGGGAUUGAUAAUUUUGUGGUGGUCAAUUUUUAUCGCUUUGUCUUCAUCAAAGACCCUCAACACGAAAUUGCAAAGCACCUCACCUUCUUAAAGGGUUUGGACAUACAUGGCCGAAUCUAUAUAAAUGAACAAGGGAUUAAUGCACAGUACAGUGGGCCCUUCAGAGAUGCUUUUGCAUAUGUUGAAUGGUUAAAAGAAGAUGAAAAAUUUUCUGAUGUACUAGUUCAGACAUCUCCCGCAUUGAAUGGGCAUGCCUUUCCGAAACUAAAGCUGCGAUAUAAGCCCUCACUUGUACAAUUGGAAGGGGGAAUUUCUCACCUCCCUUUGCUUGACCCAUCAAUGCAAGCUAAAGCUAUAGCACCAUCAGAAUGGAGAAAAAGACUGGAAGCAGUAAAUGACAAGAGCUAUAUUCUGUUGGACGUGAGAAAUGGUUAUGAAUGGGAUAUUGGUCACUUUCAUGGUGCUCAACGACCGGAUGUGGACUGCUUUAGAAGCACUUCAUUUGGACUAUCUCCAACUGAGGGUGUUGCAUCAGAUCAACUAUCGCAGGUUGAUAAAGAAAAAACUGAUAUUUUGAUGUAUUGUACUGGGGGUAUACGUUGUGAUGUAUAUUCUACAAUCCUAAGACAACAGGGUUUCCAAAAUUUGUACACCUUGGAGGGAGGGGUUUCUCAUUACCUCAAAACUGAAGGUCCGGUAAAAUGGGUUGGGAACUUAUUUACGUUUGACUCUCGUCUUUCUCUCCCACCAUCUGCCUAUAACCAUGAAGGGAUCAUCAAAGCCAGCACAACUCAGCACGCUUUUGACAGUGAUAGAUUUGGUAAAUGCUACGUUUGUGGUUCACAAGUUUCUGAGUUAAGGCAUCGGAACUGUGCAAAUCCUGACUGCAACUUUCUUUUCCUAUGUUGUGCAAAUUGUGUGAUGGAUUUGAGAGGAUGUUGCUGUUAUAAUUGCACGACUGCCCCUCGUUGCAGACCUGUUUUGCCUGGGUUUCAAAGAUACAAAAAGUGGCAUGUGUAUCGAGAUCUACCGGUCCAAGCUCAGGCUCAAUGAAAAUUUCAUGACUACGAUUUGAGGUGACCAUUCAUCAUCCAUGACAAUUUUAUCAUACCUUGUGUUUUUGUUAGUUUCUCUGUACCAUUGCUUUUUCUUUUUG
Molecule: messenger RNA, 1480 nt
Organism: Durio zibethinus
Lineage: Eukaryota; Viridiplantae; Streptophyta; Magnoliopsida; Malvales; Malvaceae
Product: Rhodanese/Cell cycle control phosphatase superfamily protein
Source: RefSeq, a predicted model, not a curated record